This is a messenger RNA of Sorghum bicolor (sorghum), 2139 nucleotides long. RefSeq names its product beta-glucosidase 31. The record is from RefSeq and is a predicted model, not a curated record. Gene Ontology annotation, biological process: carbohydrate metabolic process. The transcript has 11 exons. Bases 131 to 1759 code for a protein of 542 amino acids. Gene Ontology annotation, molecular function: beta-glucosidase activity. NCBI's taxonomy places the organism in Eukaryota, Viridiplantae, Streptophyta, Magnoliopsida, Poales, Poaceae.
CGCACUUAAGCCUGGCGGCCCUCUCCUCUGCUGUGCUGGGGGAGACGAAGCUAGGCGCCGAUCAAGAGAGGGGAAGAAGCAAAGCAAGCAGCAAGCAGGGUGCGGGUUGUCGGACAAUACGCCGCCGGCGAUGGUGGAGCUGACACCGCGUGGCAAUGGUUGUUGCCCGCGUGUGCUCUCGGUUUCUCUGCUCCUCCUCCUCCUUGCUGCCCUGCUGCCGUCGACGCACGUCUCGUCGGCGGCGGCGGCGGCGGCGAUUACCAGGGGUGAUUUCCCGGAGGGCUUCGUCUUCGGCGCCGGCGCAUCGGCUUACCAGGUUGAAGGCGCAUGGGCAGAGGACGGGAAGAAGCCCAGCAUCUGGGACACAUACACGCACAGUGGCUAUUCGAUUGACCAUGCGACUGGAGAUGUGGCUGCGGAUCAGUAUCACCAUUACAAGGAAGAUGUGAAGCUAAUGCAUGACAUGGGGUUGGACGCGUACAGGUUCUCAAUUGCCUGGUCAAGGCUUAUUCCAGAUGGGCGUGGAGCUGUGAACCCAAAGGGGUUGGAGUACUACAACAGCCUCAUAAACGAACUCCUCAGAUAUGGAAUACAGCCUCACGUGACCAUCUAUCACUUCGAUCUUCCCCAAGCUCUUCAAGAUGAAUACAACGGCCUGCUCAGUCCUAGAAUCAUCGAUGAUUUCACGGCAUACGCAGACGUGUGCUUCAGGAGCUUUGGCGACAGGGUGAAGCACUGGAUCACGGUGAACGAGCCCAACAUCGAGCCCCUCGGCGGCUACGACCAGGGCUACCUCCCGCCGCGCCGCUGCUCCGCCCCAUUCGGACUCGCCGGCGUCCCCUGCACCCACGGCAACUCCACGACGGAGCCGUACGUCGUCGCCCACCACCUCCUGCUCGCCCACGCGUCGGCUGUCUCCCUCUACAGACGCAAGUACCAGGGUGAGCAAGGAGGACGGAUUGGGCUCACAUUGCUGGCCUAUUGGUAUGAGCCGGCCACGCACAAGCCUGAGGACGUACAAGCAGCUGCAAGAGCAAAUGACUUCACACUUGGAUGGUUCAUGCAUCCCUUGGUGCACGGCGACUAUCCACCGGUGAUGAGGAGGAACGCGGGGUCAAGGCUGCCGGUGUUGACGGCGCAAGAGUCGGCCAUGGUGCGCGGGUCGUUCGACUUCGUCGGGAUCAACCAGUACGGCGCACUCUUGGUUGAAGCAGACCUCGGCCAGCUCAAACGGGAGCUCAGAGACUAUUACGGCGACACUGCUGUCAACUUCAUCACACUACCGUUCGAGAGCACAGUAAGGAACCAGGAGCCUCAACUUGGGCUGCGGAACAAAGAGGCGCCAUGGGCUCUGAACAAAGUGCUGGAACACCUGCAGAUUCAGUACGGGAACCCUCCGGUGAUGAUCCACGAGAACGGAGCUGGGCACGAGCCGGACCCGUCGGGCGCGUUCCUGUACGACGACGAGUUCAGGGCACAUUUCCUGCAGGUGUACAUCCGGGCGGCGCUGGGUUCCGUCAAGAACGGCUCGGACGUGCGCGGCUACUUCGUGUGGUCGUUCAUGGACGUGUUCGAGUAUCUCUUCGCCUACAGGUUCCGCUUCGGCCUCUACGGCGUCGACUUCGCCGCCGACGACCGGACCAGGUACGCUCGGAGCUCCGCGCGAUGGUACGCCGGCUUCCUCCGCCGCGGCGGCGGCGACCUCACGCCGCCGGCGCCGCCUCUGGGACACGGACACGGCUCCACCUAUUCGGAGUGAAAAUCGGCGGUACGUGUGUGCGUGCGUGCCACACGGAACAUCCGGAGUCGUAAUACCCCGUACAAUAUAUACAUAGAUUCGUCGCCGGAAAAGAAGCACAGGAAGGAUGGAUGUUUCUUCACUGAUCAUCGUCAUCCGUGUCGUCCUGUGCGGCCUUCGCCAUCGGUUCUGUACUUCUUUGCAUUGGAGGAAUAAAAAUUCAGUUUUGUUGCACGUAAAUAAGCAGGAGGCUGUGAUCACCUCAGCUAGAUAUUAGUGGCAAGUUUAAACGAGCCUGCUAGAUUUUGCACGUGACAGUGCACACUUACUUUUUUUUCCACAUGAUGUCUAAGAGAGUAUAUAACCCAAUUGAUUGUGUGGAAAGUGCAUUCGUGUACUCA